AUGGAAGGUACUAAUGCUGAUUCGGACCAUUCUAUGACUUGGGAGGAUUUUUUCGGUAGUACAACCGAUCUCACACCAACGUUAAUCGGCAUUUAUGAUGCUUUAUUAGAACCAGCGAAGAGCCUAAGACCAGAAGCUAUCCGUCUAGAAACAGCCAAAGAUGCUAGGAACGAUCCACCACUACUCGAAGCUAUGACAGAAAAAAAGGACAACGAGGACACAAUUUGCUCCAGCCCACCGAAAGACCCAGCAAAGAUCAUAGGAGGCGUUAAACUCCCUAUAGCCUCUCUAAACGCAUCAUCAUUAUAUAAUCUUCGUACGAAAAAUGACUGUGGUGUUAGUGACAAACGAGGCAUACCCAGUGAUGACAAAACACAAAAGACGUUUAAAGAAACAAAGACAGAUGCCUUCGAUAAUCUAUCGCCAAAUGUUAAACGCAUGCUUUCAAGUGCAUCACAGACUACAACGUUACGUUUUCAAAAGAAAACAACAAAUAUUACGAGAUCUUCUAUCAGAAAGUGUAACAUUCCUUUGGUCGGCGCCACGUCUAAAAUUUCACAAUCGGGAGUAGAAAUCUUAUCCUCGGUUGACGUGUAUGAUCAACCGUCUGCAUUGAAAUCUCCUCACAAACAACCAGAUGAAAAGAAUGAAUCUCCACAAAAGCUCGCUAAGCCUAUAUUUAAAAUCGACGAACCUGAAAUGUAUGAUGUCCCUAAGAAUAAUCAACCCGCCAUUUAUGAUGUACCAAAUAGUAAUAAAACAGCAUUUGAAUCUCUUUCGUUGCCAUACAUCGAUCAAUCCAUCGAACUGUCUAUAUCAGCUAAUGAUAGAGAAUUCGAUAUAAAAUUAUCUUCAAAAGAUAAUUCUCCUUUAAAACCUGAAAUCACUUCAACGCCCCAAACAUCUCCAAUCAAGUUUCCUAACGAAAGUAUGCCUAGAAAAGAAAGUAAAGCUUCAAAACACCUCUUAAAAUCGGACCCUUAUCCCCAAGCUGUUGGAUCGACAGGGAAUUUAAGGCCUGAGAAGGAAAUGAUUAGAUUAAAUCCACCUAUUCAAGUAACAAGACCGCUAUCAAUGAGUUCCAUUGCUUCAUCCAGUUCAACGUCCAGUAGUGGAGUCCAAAACAAAGGAGGAGUGAAUUCAGCCUAUCUCGCUUCCAUAGAGAGUCUAGAUGACCAUAGUGACGCUGAUUUAACAUCUGGUAAUGGCAGUAACAUCUUUAUGAACAGUGCUGGAAUGCUUAAGACCAGUAUUUCGGAAGAGAGUCGAACUGAGACAAUAACUAGGCAGAAUUUAGAAGAGUUGUCCGGACUGUCGCAGCUGGAGAGGGUUUGUGCGGAAAUAGUACAGACCGAGAAUGUUUACGUCGAGGAUCUGAGACAAGUGGUUGAGGGCUAUCUUCAUGUCUGGCGGCGCGACUCCACCUUUUCCGAAGACGAGCUAUCAGAACUUUUCAAUAACAUAGAGGACAUCUAUGCAUUUAAUAAAUCCCUCUGCGCAGAACUGAACUCCUGUCAAUUAGACGCAACCUGCAUAGCUCGAUGCUUCGUCAACAAUACAACGGGCUUCUCGGUCUACACGUCCUACUGUACCGGUUAUCCCCGCACGAUGGAGAGGUUGGCAGCCCUGGCUUCGAAGCCACAAAGCGCGAGGGAGUUCAGGGAGAAGCAAGUGGAGCUGAGUCACUCGUUGCCACUCGCUUCGUAUCUUCUGAAGCCCGUGCAACGGAUAUUGAAGUAUCACUUAUUGUUACAGAACGUAGUGAAGCAGUGCGCGUCUCGAGAGACGGAAUACGCCUUGCUGAAGAUGACAGGUAUAGCCCAGCAUAUAGACGAUAUGAAGCGGCGGCACGAACACGCGGUUAGAGUUCAAGAGAUCCAGUCGCUGUUAUAUGGCUGGAAUGGUCCAGACUUGACGACCUACGGAGAGCUGUGCGCUGAAGGGACAUUUAGAGUUUUCGGCGCGAAGGCGAUGCGUCACGCCUUCCUCUUCGACAAAAUGCUUCUUGUCACGAAGAAUCGAGAUGAUGGGAUCUUGGCAUACAAGUCGCAUAUCAUGUGUAACAACAUGAUGUUGGUGGAAUCGAUAGCCGGUGCCCCCCUCUCUUUCCACGUCAUACCGUGGGACGCACCGCGCGCGCAGCUCACGUUACAAGCGCGGUCGCAACGACACAAGCGAGAAUGGACCUUAUUACUAAAACGGGUGAUAUUGGAAAACUACAAUGCCGUAAUUCCAUCUCACGCUAGGCAGCUAGUAAUGGAACUUGGACAAAAUAAAACGGACGAUGACAUACUUGCUGAAAAAUCGCAUAAUUUAAUCACACAAGCAUCUAUGCGAAAACAACUCUCUGCGCCGGAGUAUCUUGAAAAACGGAAACUAGAAAGAGAACGACGGAAAUCCUUUGAAAACGGUAGAGGUCGAGCUAAAAAAUCUUAUCGAAAAACUAUAGAGCGUAGUUCAAGAAGUAGAAGUCAAGACUGUGAUUGCGCACAAGUUUCUGCUGAAAAGGGCAUGGACUACACUUGUGAUAAUUGCUAUAUAGAUCUGUGUUCAGAUUGUGAAAUGGCACUAGCAAAAGACAAACGAGGGGAUAAAUGUGAUUGUCAAAAUGUAGAAGAAGAUAAAUGUCCAGAAUGCGACCGGUCUCUCCACUUCAUUGACUCCGGGAGUGUCGAAGAUAUAGAAAGAAAACCAACCUGUAAGUGUUCAGAUUUUAAAUCAUCCCAAGAAAGCUUUUGCAAAGAAUUUAAAUCCUUGAAUAAAACUAGAAAUUACCAUUCUUCGGAUAAUAUCGUUGGAUAUGAUACAAAAAACAAAGAUAACAUACCCGAUUUGACUACUGUGAAAAUACAAAAGACAUGUCUCAAAUGCGCCAAAAUAAAAGAAAAUAUACCAGUGACUGAUUCGAUGGGCACAUUACAAGUUAGAAAGUCAAGGUAUGUUGAAAACGAUAAGACUAAAACUGACACAUUGAGAUCAAAGUCUAAGGACGAUCCUCAUAGAGCGAAACUUUCUAAAAUAGGUACAUGGAGAAGAAAAUCAGAACCUGGUCUGCAACAAAAUUCCUUAAACCUUACAGGGAAAAAGUCCCUAGAUAGUGACAACGAAAGAAACGACGACAGGAAUGAUGUGAAAAAUGAUAAAAUUGAGUUUGAAUGUCGCAACUGCGGGUCAAAUAAAAUUUCUAAAAAACUGAAUGCAUCAAAUGGAAAUAUACACUCAGAUGUAGAAAGCGACAAUCGGAAAUAUAACGUUGGUAAACAGAGUUUAGAAAUAAAAAUGUACAAUACGAAAAACAUACCUAAAAAAAUAUCUAAAAUCAAGAAGAAUAGAGCUAAAGGGCGACUUACUACAGAUACAUCGACUCGUUUUUAUGCUGAUUUUUCAAGUGACUUAUCUACUGAAAAUAUUUUGCAUAUUUCGGAAUCCAACGACAGCCUUAAUAUCGAUAAAUCAAAAGUUCUGACGCUGCCGGAUAAGAUUACGACGAUUCCUGACCCAUUACCUAAAGAUGAAGAUAUAGAUGAAGAAACAUACAAGAAACUGAUAGAAAAGACAGAUUCAUUCAAGAAAAAUGAGUUAGAGAAAGAGAAAUAUUUAAAUAAACAAAAUAUUAUCUGUGAGGGGUCUGAAACUGAUGAAAAGCCAAUAAAGACUCAAAAUUGUCAGGAGGAUAUUCAGGAAAGUUGUGAAGAAAACGAACAACCGCUGGAACAAAUAAUUUCUCAACUCUUGAUGCAAAAUCGAGAAUUUCAAAAACUCUUAAAGAAGCAGCAGUUACGAAGUAGUGCGCAAAAAAGACACCAUAGAUUAUUAAAAUCGCAUUCGAUUCCCGAUCAAGUCUUGUUAAAUCGUAACGAAGAUAUGAAAUUAAAACCGAAAUACGGUCGCCAAAUGUCUGAAGAUUUACAGCUUUCUAUCAAAGAAGAUAUAGAUAAUAACAAAGACGACCUCGACAAAGGAAUUGUGUCAGAAGACGACCACAUAUACGAAACGCUAAGGGUCGAAAAUCGAGUAAAUCGAAAUCCCGAUAUCCUUGAUUCUAAAAUAUCUAGUUCUUCAGUAUUAAAAAAUAAAAACAUUGAUAGAAAAGUCGGUCCUGAAUCAGAUUAUGUUUAUCUCUCGUUUGAAGAAAUAAAAAAAGGCAGAGAUAGUCUCGAUGACGGUAUAUACGACGUUCCAGUAAAAACGCCUGAAAAAGUAAUUGAAUCUCAACAGUCGCACAAAAGUACAGAUUAUUAUGUCACUAUGGAGAAUCAAAGGCCCGCGACCGGUUGUAAUGAAAACUAUUAUGACAAUUUAGAAGAUGUGUGCCGAAGGAAAAAAGAAGUCCCCAAUACACUUCCUAGUGAUUAUAUGCCAAUGAGUACCGAUCACCAGAGUCCUAAUACCCCAGAAAUAUGGAUCAGUCGGCAAAAGGAACAUUUCACUGUUUCUAGAGAUAGAAAGUCAGGCUCUUUGCCAAGAAGCUUUCAAGUCCCGACUAGUGUCCAAGAUGAACACAAUCUCAGUACAUUUAAAUUUAAACCUAAUAGUAAUAGCAAAACAUAUCUUAACCGAGACGGUAAAGUAAUGAGUAUUGACAGACCGUUCACUAUUGCAUCAGAUCAAAGUGAAAUAAGUUAUGAUGAUGUUGAAACUUACAUGAGCGAGGGUGACAUAUUGAAAUUCACGAAAAGUGCGCAAUCUGUUGAUGAAGCUCAGAAUUUCAGUAAGUCAACCUUGGAACUCGAAGAAGAGAUCGAUCGAUGUUACAAGAACAAUUUUGAAAAGAUAGACUUAGAUACAAAUAAGAACGAAAGUAUUCUGAAAACUUCUGGUAAUAAUUUAGACAUAUCAGUGACGUCUUCAUGUGAAGGUUUAAUUAUUGAUCAAAGUAAUGAUAAGGCUAAAAUGGACGUGAUUCACCCAGAGCAUAAAAUUUAUAAGCCGAAUGGUAACGCUCUUUCUCUAAAGAACGUUUUAAGUCGUUUCAAAAACCGUUCUCCUCCUAAAAAUGAAGAUAUCGAAAUAAAUGCUAACGAACCAAGCAGUAACGAAAAUAAAGCUGAUAUAAAAAGUCCCACAAACGAAAAAAGGUCUGCUUUAAACCCUAGAAGUUAUUCUAAGAAUUUACUUCAAAGAUUCAGAAGUAUUAUAGGCGAUGAACAUUCGGAUGACAAUCAAAAUAAAAUCGAAGCAAAUAAAAUAAUUCAAGGGUUAGAAGACGACAACAUAACAGUUGAUGUUACCUCCAUCGACAAAAGCUCACCAACUUCAAUCAAUUGUUCGGUGACAGAUGUUCUAAGUAGAAGCGUUUGUGAAAAUACUACUAUAAGUGAAAGUCAAAAUGAAAAAAAUAAUUUAGAUACAUUAUCACAAAGUUGCCAUAACCUUACACAAAAACCCGCAUAUAGACCAUCUUAUGAAAAAAGCAUAAGUAUGAUGUCAUCUAUACCUAAUUCGACCUGUUCUUCGCCUUCAAAGACGAAUGCCAAUUCUCUUCAGAGCCUGAAGAAACUGCCUAUUUAUAUGCAAGGUAGUAAACACUUAGGUGCAAGAAUAGCCCAGUCAGAUUACGUUGAUCCGAUGACGUUGCUCAACGAAAGGAAUGUAAAUCAUAUUAAUGUGCUUAUAAAUAAAAACGCUAUACGCCCGGAUAGCCUGUUCUCAAAUUCUUCUUUCGUCACCUCUUCGAGUGAAAGUACAUUGCAAGAAACGCAGAAACACCAAGUUUCGGAAAUAUCUUCCGAAACGAGUCAAGUCAAUAGUGAUGAGAGCUAUUACGAAAAAUCUUUCGAGAAAAUUGAGCAUUUCACAGACGAAGAUGUUUUUAGAGACUCGGCUGUUUAUUCAGAUCAAGAAGAUGUCGAGGAUAAAGAAGUGGACAGAACGAAACGAGUCACUAGAUUGAAUCGAGUUGAUAGUGUCACACGUGAUUCAAUGAAAUCUAAGAAAAUUGUAUCCAGUAUCACUGAAAUAUCUAGCAUUCAAACUGUAAGUUUUAACAAAAUUCAAAACACGGUGAAAAAGUAUGAUAACAAGACCGGUGAACGAAAAGUGAAACCGAAAACGGCGCCACCAGUUCCAGCCAAACCCAAAAUUUCGCAAGGCCCCAUAUCCACUGUGCAAAGGACAAUUGUUAGUAAUAGUAGAAACUUUACGAAAAAUGUAGAAAAAACAUCUUCAACAGAAUCAUCAACGUCCGUUAACACAAGGACGAUACAAAGAAACGUGAAGCAGUCCUUAGUGCGGUCGGAGUCGACACCGUUCGGAAAAAGUGAGGAGAAAGUUGAAAAAACUAACAUCACAUCUGAAUUCAAAGGGACUGAAGGCAAAACCUCAAUACAAAUGAAACGAUUGGGUUUUGAACGUGCAAGUUUGGAUUCAGCGACGAGAAAGCGUCCAGUGGAAAACAAGCGAACAUCGACAGAACAACCAAAAACGUCUAAAUCAGUUCUAGAGAGGCGAUUGGAGCUCGAACAGCUAACAAAACCGCAAAAGAAACCGACAAAGCAACCUCUACAAGCUAUAAAACCAAAGUCGAUAACGAUGAAAGUGGCGUCAUUUGAAACCGCUGAAAAUACAGAGGCUCAUACCGCAAACAAUAAAAACAUUCCAGAUGUUAAGCCUUCCGGAAGCGAAGACCCUAACGACGAUCCUAAAGGGAGUUGGGUAAAACAAGUGGUCAAUAAGUUCCAAUAA
This is a messenger RNA of Leptosia nina, 6684 nucleotides long. The record is from the annotation of a GenBank genome assembly. Lineage: Eukaryota; Metazoa; Arthropoda; Insecta; Lepidoptera; Pieridae.